AAAGGCAUCCUCGAAAAAGAAAAAGGGAAAAACAAAAGGAAAAAGGAUCGAAGAUGCUUAAUCGCUUGACGCAACGAAGCUUCUCUUCUUCCUCCACUUCAAUUGAGAUUUGAAAACCCAAGGGUUGUUCAACAACUCUCUCUCUGAAACCCUAAUUUUCUCUCUCUCUCUCUCUCUCUCUCUCUCUCUCUCUCUGCAAUCAUCUCACAUGGGCCUGGAUCAGGCACCUCCAGCGGCGGCCGCAUCAGCUUCUUCGCUGGCUCCAGGGUUUCGAUUCCAUCCCACCGACCAAGAACUCGUGGGGUUCUACCUCAGGCGCAAGGUCUUCGGAAAGCCCUUCCGCUUCGACCCCAUCUCCGUCAUCGACAUCUACAAGUGCGAGCCUUGGGACCUCCCAGGGAAGUCGAGGCUGAAGAGCCGGGACUUGGAGUGGUACUUUUUUAGUGCACUAGAUAAGAAGUAUGGAAAGGUGACUGGGAGGACAAAUAGGGCUACUGAAAAGGGGUACUGGAAGACAACUGGGAAAGACAGACCGAUCCGUUACAAGUCACGGACUGUUGGGAUGAAGAAAACACUUGUUUAUCACUGUGGGAGGGCUCCAAGGGGCGAGAGGACCAAUUGGGUGAUGCAUGAGUAUAAACUUGUGGACGAGGAGUUUGAGAAAACUGGAAAUGUUCAGGAUGCGAUGGUGUUAUGCAGAGUAUUUCGAAAGAGUGGUACAGGGCCAAAGAAUGGGGAACAAUAUGGGGCACCUUUUGAUGAGGAGGAGUGGGAUGACGAGUUGGUUCUAGUUCCUGGACAAGAUGAUACGGAGGGAGCGGCAGGUGGGGAUGAUGCCUAUCUGGAUGGCAAUGACCUUGAGCAGAUUCUCGGUGCAGACAUUUCAUCGGAAGAUGUUCCCCUUCCUUUGAGCUUCUAUUACGAGGACAGUAGCAGUCAUUUCCAGGAGCCAUUGGUCUCUGACAAUGACAAUCAAAAGCUUUUGGUGGAUGUGGGUGAAAAUUACUCUGCUCCAGAGCAGCCCGAUGGGCAGAAUUUAUUUGAUCUACCAGUCCAAAAUGACAUGUACAUGAAUCCGGUAAGGCAUGAAUAUAUAGGGGAACCGAGCCAUUCUGUGAAUUCUGAGGAUGCAGACUACUUACUUGAUGACCCAUUCUUGGAUGCUACUGAUAACCCUCCAUUUGAUGAGGGGGCAUUUUUGGAAGCUAAUGACCUUUCUAACUCCAUUAAAGUGGAAUCCUCUGGGUUUGACAUCCUAGAAGACUACCUUACAUUCUUUGAUUCAGAUGAAAAUGAGAACCUUGUUUCUGACCAAGCAUCCCUCGCCCAAGAGUAUGCUAAUGGAGGAGCCCCACAAGAGACCAUGGGAAGCCAACAGCUUACACAAGGAAAUUACAAUGAUGUUGCAUCAACAUCAAAGCAAGAGCCUGGAAACUUUGGAUCCGGUAUUGAUAAUAUCCAGUAUCCAUUCCCGAAUAAGGCAAGUUGUAUGUUGGAAAGCAUCUCUGCUCCUCCUGCUUUUGCUUCGGAUUUCCCUUCCAAAGAUGCUGCUGCUCUUCGGUUGAGUUCUACUGCUCAUUCUUCAAAUUCGAUCCAUGUUACUGCCGGUAUCAUCCGAAUAAGAAAUAUGACCUCUGGUGGCAACGGGACGUACUGGUCACUUAGUAAGGACGUGGAUGUCAAUAUAGUCAUUUCUUUUGGCUUGUCUCACAAUGAUGCCAGCUUGGAGCCGAAGUCUGGUUCUGGAAUGUCAUGGGGCUGGCUCUACCUGUUAUUUUUGUGGGUCCUGAUUAUUUCAAUGAGCUUCAAAAUUGGGAGUUACAUGUACACAGGCAAGGCUUCAUGAAAGGAUGAUCGAUUUAAUGCAAGCAGAAACAGUACUGUCGACUGGCCACGUAGAGAAAUGCAAAAAAAAAAAAGGGCUUUCAUUUGAUUUUGAUUGACGAAUUAGGAUUGCCUCCCAGAAUCUAUAAUCCCUUUUGGGUGAUACUAACUUAUUAUUACCCUGAUAGAGUCAUAGAACACAAUAAAAGAAGUGGGUCAUUAUCUGUUACGACUGUGCUAAAUUAGGGAUAUUAUUCAUUCUGCAAGCCUCAUCAUUCCUCUUGUAAACGUUUGGCUAACUUCCUUUGGUUUGUAGUUGCUUGCUGUUUUUCAGAUUUCUGCUUCAAUGUUGAAAUUAACUUUCAAAGCAGUCCUGGAAGUUGGCAUAUCAUGGUUGGAAUUUGAAGUCGAUGGACUUGGGUUGUGGUGUUGACAAGAAUUUGUGCAGGUUUCAACUGUAAAUGAACUUAGUGUUUCAUAGUAAUGAACUUAUUUAAGAUCA
Molecule: messenger RNA, 2326 nt
Organism: Rhododendron vialii
Lineage: Eukaryota; Viridiplantae; Streptophyta; Magnoliopsida; Ericales; Ericaceae
Product: NAC domain-containing protein 78-like
Exons: 6
Coding region: 209-1846 (545 amino acids)
Biological process (GO): regulation of DNA-templated transcription
Molecular function (GO): DNA binding
Source: RefSeq, a predicted model, not a curated record